Messenger RNA from Komagataella phaffii GS115, 1311 nucleotides. RefSeq lists its product as hypothetical. NCBI's taxonomy places the organism in Eukaryota, Fungi, Ascomycota, Pichiomycetes, Pichiales, Pichiaceae. The transcript has a single exon. The coding region runs from base 1 to 1311 and encodes 436 amino acids. The record is from RefSeq and is a predicted model, not a curated record.
AUGGCUCAAGAUACUUCAAGGAAACGUUCAGACUCCAGCUCCGAGUCGGGAAAACAGCCUAAGAAACGCCAAAGAAAUGGUUCUGAUGAAAAGGACACCAAAUUACCUCCAAUUCACUCGUUAAUGGGUUCCAAUCACGAUAAGGAUAACAACAAUCAGGGUGUCGUGGACGACGAUCCAAAAACCACCGAUAAGUCUGUGGAUGAGCCUCCUACUUCUUCAGACUCAAACAAGCCUCUUCAGCAACUCGUACAGAGCUUGGACUCCAAACCCGACCUCGCGUCUGACUCGCCUCGGAACGAGCAUAAUAUUUACCCCAACUCACACGUUCCACAAACACAUAUGCAACCAGUGUUCUCGGGAGGAUAUCCAGCGCCUUUGCCCUUGCAAUAUCCAUCACUGUCUCCACAGCAUUACAUGCCUAACCCGUCAGGGUAUGGUUCCAUCCCUCCAGGUUUUUACCCCAUGGAGAUGGCUCCCCCCGCAACGGAGGACAAAGAGUCUAGCAACAAGGAUGACCCGAAGAACUUUAGAUUUGUGGACAUGAAUAGAGGAAAUGCCUCUAUUCCUGGAGGUUUGGGUGGGACUCCUUCGACUCUUACUGCUCCUUCUAAACAAGCAGAUCAACAAGCUUACCCGUACACUCCACCAUCUAAACAUGAAAUGUCAUAUCAGGAACGAACCACAGAUGAGAAUAAUGCCCCCACAUUUAAAAGAGAAGGCCAUAAAGUUGCCCGCAUCCAGAAAUGGACCGAAGAAGAAGACUCGCUAAUAAUUUACUACAAAGAACAAAUGCAUUACUCCUGGAAGAGUAUUGCUCAACUUAUCGGAAAGACACAUUCCUGGCAGGCCGUGCAAAUGAGAUAUUUGCGUACUCACAAGCUGCGUAAUGCUAACUGGUCUGAGAAGGAUGAAAUCAGACUUAUUAAUACAAUCAAGAAGGAUUGGAACAACCGUUGGAAACGCAUCAGCUCUGAUCUUGGUCCCGCGUUUACUCCUGAGCGAUGCCAGGAUAAAGCGUCCAAGUUGGUUAAAGCUAUAGAAUCAAGCUAUGUCAGCAAAUUGUUUGAGCAGAGUACCGCGGCUGACAAUAUACCUCACAAUAAGAAACUGAUGAUGAUAUACCGUGGAAUUGAUGUAAUAUCAUACACUGAUUCAGAAGAUGAAGAUCAAGAUACCCCUAAAAAUAAUCCAAUCAAAGAAAUUGAUAAUGCUACCAAUGACGAACAACCAACUACUAAAGCAGAUCCUGUUCCGAUCAACAGCACUACGCUCCACCAUCUCAAGGAAAAUAGUGAUGCAAACAGUUGA